This is a messenger RNA of Drosophila persimilis, 623 nucleotides long. RefSeq names its product glycerol-3-phosphate phosphatase-like. The record is from RefSeq and is a predicted model, not a curated record. The coding region runs from base 14 to 523 and encodes 169 amino acids. Gene Ontology annotation, molecular function: phosphatase activity. The transcript has 2 exons. Gene Ontology annotation, cellular component: cytoplasm. Lineage: Eukaryota; Metazoa; Arthropoda; Insecta; Diptera; Drosophilidae.
GCUGCUCAAGCCCAUGGAACAGUUUGCCAAGGAUAUGUACCUGGAUCACGAGGUGGGCGCCGUGAUAAUCGGCAAGGAUGAGAGCUUCAAUGUGCCGAAGAUAAUCAGGGCCAGUUCGUACCUCCAGCAGCCGAAGGUCCUCUUCCUGGGCACCUGUCUGGACACCGCCUAUCCGGUGGGCAAAAACCGGAUGAUUGUGGGCGCCGGUGCCAUGGUAGCCGCCGUGAAGGCCAUCACUGGCCGAAUGCCGCUGAUUUUGGGCAAGCCGAAUCCCCUGAUGGUGGAGCAGCUGCUGCAAUGCGGCGUCCUCAAGCGGGAGUCCACGCUGAUGGUUGGCGACAUUCUCUACACGGACAUUCUGUUCGCCAGCAACUGCGGCUUCCAAUCGCUUUUCGUGGGCACCGGCGUCAGCAUCUUGAAAGAGGUGCGCCAGAUUUGCAAUGACGAAGGACACAGCAAAGUGGACAUGAUCCCAGACACCUAUCUGCCCUCUCUGGGACACUUGCGGGAGUUCCUCUGCUAGAUCUGUCGAUCAUGAACACAACACAUGAAUGCAUGCCCAUCCAUCUCGUACACCUUCUAAAUGUAAUGCUUCCGGUAAUCACCGGAUAGCACUCACGGGA